AUGGAGUCGCUGUGGCGGCUGAAGCGGUUCGACGCUUUUCCCAAGACCCUGGAAGACUUUCGGGUCAAGACGUGCGGAGGAGCCCUGGUGACGGCUGUUAGCGGGCUCAUCAUGGUGCUGCUUUUCUUCUCGGAGCUGCAGUACUACCUCACCAAGGAGGUUCAUCCAGAGUUGUACGUUGACAAAUCAAGGGGAGAUAAAUUGAAGAUCAAUCUAGAUGUUAUUUUUCCACAUAUGCCUUGUGCUUAUUUGAGCAUUGAUGCAAUGGAUGUAGCAGGAGAGCAGCAGCUGGAUGUAGAGCACAAUCUAUUUAAACAACGUUUGGAUAAAGCUGGCAAUCGUGUAACUCCAGAGGCUGAGAGACAUGAGCUGGGAAAAGAAGAAGAAAAAGUGUUUGAUCCAAAUUCUUUGGAUGCUGAUCGCUGCGAGAGCUGUUAUGGGGCAGAGUCAGAGGACAUUCGGUGUUGUAAUACUUGUGAUGAUGUCAGAGAAGCAUACAGGCGGCGAGGCUGGGCCUUCAAGAACCCAGAUAGCAUAGAGCAGUGCAAGAGGGAAGGGUUUAGCCAGAAGAUGCAAGAGCAGAAGAAUGAGGGCUGCCAAGUGUAUGGUUUCCUAGAGGUCAACAAGGUAGCUGGAAAUUUCCACUUUGCACCAGGAAAAAGUUUUCAACAGUCUCAUGUACACGUGCAUGCUGUCGAGAUUUUGUUUCAUGAUCUGCAGAGCUUCGGACUUGAUAAUAUCAAUAUGACACACUAUAUCAAACAUCUCUCAUUUGGAAGGGAUUACCCAGGCAUUGUGAACCCCCUGGAUGGGACAGCCGUGACUGCACAGCAAGCUUCCAUGAUGUUUCAAUAUUUUGUCAAAGUGGUCCCCACUGUGUAUAGGAAAGUAGAUGGUGAAGUGGUAAGAACUAACCAGUUCUCAGUUACACGACAUGAGAAAAUAGCAAACGGGCUGCUGGGGGACCAGGGUCUGCCUGGUGUCUUUGUGCUGUAUGAACUUUCACCCAUGAUGGUGAAGCUGACAGAGAAACACAGGUCCUUCACUCACUUUCUCACUGGAGUUUGUGCCAUUGUUGGAGGCAUAUUUACAGUUGCAGGUUUCAUUGACUCCUUGAUCUAUCACUCAGCACGUGCCAUCCAGAAGAAAAUUGAACUUGGGAAGACAACAUAAGUAAGCAAUGGCAUCGACUCAUUUAAAGACAAACAAAACCAAAACAAACAAACAAAAAACAGCAACAAAAAAAACCCUAAGCCUCCAAGGAUAACUAAACAGGCUCUUUGAAACACAAGUGAUCUUCUGAGAGUACACAGGAGAACAGGUUUGGAAUUUCCAGAUGGCCCUAACCACUCAUAUGUUACUGUGCCUGUUACUGUGCCCUCAUUCUUUGGCCUUAGUUUGUGGAUGGAGCAACUUGAACCUUGCUGCUAUAAAAAUUAGCUAUCAUACUGACUCUGUAGACCCUAAUGUCAAACUCCUUUUGUGUCAGUCCAUGUUCCUCCAGAUCUGUUCCCCUUCCCAGCAGAGUUGCUGGAGAUACUGCAUUCUGUUUGCCUCCAGGAAUAAUGUACUUUAUUUUCAAUCCUGUAAUGGGUUGAAGUUGUCAUCGAAUAAGCGUUCUAGCAACACCAUCAGGGAUUUUAAAUUUUUCUUUAAAAUGUUUCUGGGUGCUGAUGCUGUAUGUCAGACCUCCAUGAAAAUGUGCUGAAUCCCAUCUGUUCUUAUCCAGCCAUCCUGGGCUGCAUGGGGAGCCUAAGCAGUUGGGAUGUGCUUUGUGUGCUGGGGGAGCUUCCAAUUGUUCUUCAUAUGGAAGAUGCAGGUUGAUAUUUCAGCAAAAGAAAGGGUCUGGAAUUUUAAUUGAUUUUUUAAUUGGACUUUUUUUUCAUUUCCCCUUGAUGUAUAUUUUCAAAUAAAGUCCAUCCUCUGUUGUUCUGGUAAGGCAUGUGGAGAAAUAAUUAAAUUAUUUUAACUAAUGCUGAUACUGAAUUGGAAAUUAGAAUUAAAAGGUACAUUGCACUGUGGUAAAGUGCUUGGUAUGUGAAACUAUAUUGGGAGUAAUUAGAAAAUAACGAGGAAAAAAAUGGUGAAUUCUUGCCCUAUUUGAUAUAAAACAGAUUGAUUACUCUUAAAUUUCAGAUCUGUAUUUACUUUGGUAUGACUCUAAUCUUGGUCCAAGCAAUUGGACAGGUGCACGAUCAGAUGCUGCAGAGAGAAAGCUGUUCUGUAAUUCAUUUUAAAGCAGGUUUUGCUAGAUGAUUGGUUCUUUUAGUUGA
Cinclus cinclus is the source of this 2273-nucleotide messenger RNA. RefSeq names its product ERGIC and golgi 3 (gene ERGIC3). Lineage: Eukaryota; Metazoa; Chordata; Aves; Passeriformes; Cinclidae. The transcript is spliced from 14 exons. Gene Ontology annotation, cellular component: Golgi membrane; endoplasmic reticulum membrane; COPII-coated ER to Golgi transport vesicle. Bases 1 to 1173 code for a protein of 390 amino acids. The record is from RefSeq and is a predicted model, not a curated record. Gene Ontology annotation, biological process: retrograde vesicle-mediated transport, Golgi to endoplasmic reticulum; endoplasmic reticulum to Golgi vesicle-mediated transport.